Molecule: messenger RNA, 2895 nt
Organism: Monomorium pharaonis (pharaoh ant)
Lineage: Eukaryota; Metazoa; Arthropoda; Insecta; Hymenoptera; Formicidae
Gene: yata
Product: N-terminal kinase-like protein
Exons: 12
Coding region: 736-2814 (692 amino acids)
Biological process (GO): protein phosphorylation
Molecular function (GO): protein kinase activity; ATP binding
Source: RefSeq, a predicted model, not a curated record
AAAAGAAAUUGACUUUUAUUUUUUUGACGGAUCGAGCGAAGUAUGCUCGCGUCUUUUCUGUCAAAUCAAUCGCGCGUAGCAUUCCGGUGACUUUUAAUUUCCGAUUAUUUGCGUAUACUUCUUCGACUCCUCAGAGAAACACGAUUCUAAACUCAAUCCUUGGACGAAAGUUUGGAUUCGUAUUUUUUGUUUCCUUUCUCGAUAUGCCACUUAACCUAUAUUUCGGACUUGCGUUAAGCUAUAUCGGAACUGUUUGUUUAAUAGAGAGAUGCCACGUCAUAAAUGAAUAAUUUUUCCGGUGUGUUUACGCAUUUGCAACGCGCAAAAAUCAGUGACUUUUGCACUUUUGCAGUGAUCUGAUGCAUCGCUGCCAAUGCGAAUGAUAACGUCAUAUUGAGGGCUGAGUGCGAUCUGUUGGUCUGUAUGCACGAAUAGAAAGAGUAUAAGCUCCACAAUGUGGUCUUUCUUUUCGAGAGAUCCCGCCAAGGAUUUCCCGUACGACAUCGGGGAGCCUAUCUCGGGCUUGGAGAACAAGAGUAUUUGGACAAUACACAGGGCCAAAAGAAAGAUCUUCCACAGGGUACCACAACAGGUGAGGAUGUUUCGGUUUUUGUCUUUGAUGUAAAAAAUGGUGGGGAACAACAACUGGACAUUGCCCGUUUGGCUGUGAAAAGACUCAAGACGCUUAGACAUCCAAGUAUACUUGCAUAUCUUGACAGUCUUGAGACUGAUAAAAUGGUUUACUUAGCUACGGAGCGUGUGGAACCAUUGUAUAACCGCUUGACACAAAAAUGCAAUUACAAAGAGAAUGAGUCUAAGAAGGAAUUGUACUUCUCCUGGGGUAUUUUUCAAAUCACAAGGGCACUUAACUUCUUAAAUAACGACGGGAAUUUACGGCAUAAUAAUGUCAAUCUGUGGACAGUGUUUGUUAACGAAGAGAGCGGUGAAUGGAAACUUGGUGGGGUUGAGUACAUGACGGCUAUAGACACGCCAUACAAUUUCUUACCCUCUAUGUUUCAAGUAUAUCAACUACCAGAGGCUAAAGAAGGCCUAAAGCCUGCAACUAAAUGCUCAGUUGACAUGUGGGGACUUGGCUGUCUGAUUUGGGAAACAUACAAUGGUAUUCUCAACAGCUCUUCGCAACUUAAAAUUACAAAUCAAAUUCCGAAGCAAAUAACGACAGUGUAUCGAGAGCUAACGGGAGCUAAUCCAGAGGGAAGACCAAAUCCUGCAGAUGUGAUAGCGCGUUGUCGCAGUAAUGGUGGUUUCUUUAAAAAUAAUCUUGUUGAUGCCCUUUUAUUCCUGGAAGAAAUCCAAAUGAAGGAAAGAGGCGAGAAAGGGCGAUUUUUCUCGCAAUUGGCGACGCAGUUGGAUUCGUUUCCCGACGGUGUUGGCCGGCACAAAAUUCUGCCGCAAUUACUAGCCGCUUUCGAGUUCGGAGACGCUGGAAGCGCUGUGUUACCGCCAUUGCUGCAACUGGGCUCUCAAUUACCUGACGCUGAGUACCAGCGUCGAGUGGUGCCCUGUGUUGUUAAAUUAUUCGCGUCGAACGAUAGAGCGACGAGAUUACGAUUGCUGCAACAAUUGGAUCGAUUCGUCGAUCAUUUGCAAUCAGCUACAGUUAACGAAGCCAUUUUUCCUCAGGUAGCAAGGGGCUUCCUUGACACAAAUCCGGCAAUCAGGGAAGAAACGAUAAGAUCGGUUGUACACUUAGCGCCAAAGUUAGAUUAUAAUAAUCUUAAUGUCGAGACUUUAAGAUAUUUUGCGAAACUUCAAUCGAAAGACGAACAAGGCGGAAUUCGCACAAAUACUACAGUUUGCCUUGGAAAAAUUGCUCAACAUCUUCACCCUCAGAUAAGGCAGAAAGUAUUAAUUGGUGCAUUUAUCCGUGGAACUCGCGAUCCUUUUCCUCCAGCUAGAAUUGCGAGUAUAUUAGCUCUGGCCGCAACGCAGCAAUAUUUCCUGCUGCAGGAAGUUGCUAAUCGCAUUUUACCGGCUCUGUGUCCACUUACCACGGACAUGGACAAAGGUGUACGAGAUAAUGCAUUCCGGAUCAUUCGAGGUUUUUUAUCGAAACUUGAGACGGUUUCCGAAGAUCCUGGUCUUCGCGAAUCAAUGGAGGCGGAUGUGAAUACUGCAACACCUAGUCUUAGCAAUGCCGCAGCAACAUGGGCCGGAUGGGCCGUUACGGCCGUCACGGCGAAAUUUUAUCGCAGUCAAUCAGACACGCCAAAAUCGUCAAAUGCUCAUAGCACAUCUAGAAUCUUGUUAAAUAAACCCGCUUCUUUAGAACAAGCCAGUAGUUCCCAGAGCAGCGCUAGUACUACUGCAACGACAAGCAGCGCGACAAGCAUGACUUCCCUCGAUCCCGACCACGAGCACGAUACGCAAAACACUCAAAAUACAAAUUCCGAUUGCGAUUGGGAUUGUUGGGAUGCCGAUAAUUGGGGAGACAUGGAGCAACAAUCUAUCGCUACACCAUCGGUGCCAUUGAAUCCAGCCAGUAGUAUACCAUCAUCCGGCCACUCUUCUAAGGCUAAUGAACAGUGGACCAGCCUUGAAGAAGAACCGGAAGAAGAAACAACCCAAGGUGUUCAAGACAAAAAUGAUUCUUCCGAGGUAGGAUGGGAAGAUUCGGAGUUUCAGUCUUUCGAUGAUGUUCAACCUUUAGACCAACCAAGCGUUCCUAGUGGAAACAAUAAGUACGAAGAAGCGAGAAGGAAGAGAGAAGAACGCAAAUUAGCCAGGCAAAGGCAGAUGGAGGCAAAACGUGCGGUGAAAUUGCGAGUCAAUCCAGCCGCGAAAAAGAUUUAAGUGAAUCAAGUAAACGCGCCGUAUGUUAAUCAUUCUGUUGUACAUUAAAAAAGUUAUUAAAAAUAUUACAAUACGAUGAAA